This is a messenger RNA of Scophthalmus maximus (turbot), 4221 nucleotides long. It is a transcript of the gene sltm, whose product is annotated as SAFB-like, transcription modulator. NCBI's taxonomy places the organism in Eukaryota, Metazoa, Chordata, Actinopteri, Pleuronectiformes, Scophthalmidae. Bases 53 to 3133 code for a protein of 1026 amino acids. Gene Ontology annotation, molecular function: sequence-specific DNA binding; RNA binding. Gene Ontology annotation, biological process: regulation of transcription by RNA polymerase II; regulation of mRNA processing. The record is from RefSeq and is a predicted model, not a curated record. The transcript has 20 exons. Gene Ontology annotation, cellular component: nucleus.
AAAGGCCGUGUUCUGCGCACGCGUGUGCACGAUUCAGCAAUCCUGAGGUAAAAUGGCGUCGGGUGCCAUUUCCACGGAGUCCAAGAAAUUAUCAGAAUUAAGAGUUGUUGACCUCAAAUCCGAACUCAAGCGAAGGAAUUUGGACACGUCUGGUAUAAAGAGCGUUCUUCUCGCGAGACUGAGACAGGCUGUUGAAGAUGAAGGUGGUGACCCAGAAAACUUUCAAACACAGCUUCCAAGUGAGACAGUACCUCGGAAAGUGGGAAAAGCUAAAGGAAAACGAGUGGAUUUGGACGCGGACAACACAGCAGAAGAAGAUGUGCUUUACAAGGAAACUGAAGAUUACGAAUCAGAAAAAGAUGUAACUGAUACAGAUGAUGGUACUCGUGAAAAUUCUAAGCCUGCGCCCUGUGAGGACAGCCUCGUUCAGCCUGAGCCUGAGGCUGAGGCCCUGGCUGAUGCUGAACCAGAGUCAGAAGUUGUGGCGACUGAGGCUGAUUCAGAGACUGAGCCAGAGGCGGAUGCAGAGACUGAGCCAGAGGCGGAUGCAGAGACUGAGCCAGAGGCGGAUGCAGAGACUGAGCCAGAGGCGGAUGCAGAGACUGAACCAGAGGUCGAUGCAGAUGCUGAGCCGGAGGGCGAUGACGAUGCUGACCCAGAUGAGGAUGAGGAGGCUGAGCCAGAGGUGGAGACCGAACUGGCUGAGAUGGAUGCUGAAGCCAUGAAUUCCUCUAAAGAAUUAGAGGACGAUCACCUAUCCGUCUCAAUCCCAAAUGAAGAUGCCAUCACCCUAGAUGUUGAUGGUGACGACCUCCUGGAAACAGGUAAACAUGUGAAACUUCCAGAUCCAGAUGCCGAGAAGGGCACUGAUGAGCCAGAGGCCUCUGCUGAGACAGGCCCAGAUGAUGACAUGAAGGCGCAAGAGACAGACGGCCACAGAGAUGGUAAGAAAGACGAUGGAUCCAGGUCCGAGCCCACGAAGAAAGACAGCAGAGACGCCUUGAAGAAAGCUGAAACAGGAGAUAAAGAAAAGGAUUCUGGGAAGAAAGGCCCCUCCGCUACUGGGGCAUCAGGUCAAGCAAAGAGCUCUUCAAGAGACAGAGAUGGAAAAGCUCCAAAAGAUGAAAUGGGAGUCGUCAGCAGCAGCAGUUCUUCUCGUAACAUCUGGGUGAGCGGCCUGUCCUCAAACACCAAAGCAGCCGAUCUAAAGAAUCUCUUUGGCAAAUAUGGGAAGGUUCUAAGCGCCAAAGUGGUUACAAAUGCUCGCAGUCCUGGUUCAAAAUGUUACGGCCUGGUGACCAUGUCCUCCAGUACAGAGGUGACGCGGUGCAUCUCUCAUCUCGACUGCACAGAGCUCCACGGACAGCUGAUAUAUGUUGAAAGGGCCAAGAAUGAUCCGUUCAAGAAAGAACCCUCAAAGAAAGAAGCAGAGGACAAGACAAGUUCCAGCAAAUCAAGUGACAAGCGCAGUUGCACAGGGAUGAAAUGGGCUAACAAAGCACAGCCAUCUUACAAAAAGGAAGAGAAGAAAUCAGAUAAACUUUCAGAAAAGGACAAAGACUUAUCCAAGAAACAGGAGGUUUCAUCCAACCUGGGACAAGAUUGUUCGAAGAAAGACGACAGAAAGCAUGGGCGGCCCAAGAGUCCAGGCAAGAUGCCGAUGUCAGAUUACAGCAGAGGAGAUAAUUUUGGCAAAAUGAGACUGUUCAGACGGGGGAGGUAUUUUGAUAAACCUCCAUUCCACAUGAAUUUUCAAAGACGGCCGAAAUGGUUGAUUCCUCCUGAAGAGAUAGAGAUGAUUAGAGAACACCACCGACCUUUUACUAACAAGGGGGAAGAAACCGACAUCCUCCCUUUUGAGAAGAUGAAGGAGCAGAGGAUGCGAGAACGGAUGGCUCGGCUGGACCGUGUCCGUCGAGCUGUAGAGUUGCGCAGACGGCGUGAAAUUGCUGAACAAGAACGACGGGAGAAGGAGCGUGUCCGCCUGCUGCGAGAGCGUGAAGAGAGAGAGAACCUGCUCAGGGAGCGCCAGAGACUGGAGAUGGAAAGACAAAAACUGGAAAGGGAGCGCUUGGAGAGAGAGAGGCUCGAGAGGGAAAGAAUACGUAUAGAGCAGGAACGGCGCAAAGAGGCAGAGCGCAUGGUACGUGAACGCGAGGAGCUGCGGAGACAACAGGAGCAGCUCCGCUAUGAGCAAGAAAAGAGAAACAACCUCAAAAGAGGCCGUGAAGUGGAACACGGUCGGAGAGACGAGCCAUAUUGGAAUGGCAACAAGAAGAUGCAGUCCGACUCUGACGUCCGUUUGAACCAAGGCUCAAACUACAACCGGCAGCAGAACCGCUUCUCUAACUUCAGUCCCCGAGAGAGGGGUCGCUUCCCAGACGCUGCCGUGGAGCAACCCAACACGUAUGACAGACGAAACCGAUUUGACGGUGAGCCAGAGGCAAAGAAAGGUCGCCCUGCUCCCCACAGAGAGGGCUCCGGCUUCGAGCGCUACCCCAAGAACUUUGAAACAGUCCGCAGAGCGGAGCCGCCACCUCCUCCGCGCACCGAGCUCCGGGACACCGACCGCAGGGACAGAGACGAGAGACGACCUGUGCCCAUGCACGAUCGGCCGAUGGGUGCCCGAGCUGCAAUGCCUGGCAUGUCGCACAACCGCUCACCCAGGGAUGGAGGGCAUGGAUGGAAGAAUGAUGGAGGGAUGAACUCCAACAAAGGAGAUAUAAGAGGGCCGAUGCGUAUGCGUGCUGAGCGAUCGGGAAGAGAGGGUCCAGGUCCGGCUCUCAGAGGAGGCUCUUCAGCCAGCCGAGGAAGGAGCAGCUUCAGCGACCGAGAUGGAGGAAGACCCAUGGUGAUGGGUGAUCAGGCGUUCGGGUCCGGCCGCCAGGUGGUGGUGGAACGUCACAGCAGGGAGCAGGGCCUAAGGAAGGAGUGGCACGGUGGAUCGAGCUCCCAGGGCAGCAGCUUCACUGACAAUCGCAGGAUGGGAGACACCCGCAGCAGCAUGAUGUCGUCUUCUAGUCACUCGUCAUCUGGAAUGAACCGCAUUGUACAGAUCACCAGCAACUCCAUUCCCAGCGGUGGCAACGUGGGGGGAUUCAAGCCCUUCAAAGGAACACAGCGGCAGUUUUAACUGCAGCGGAAUCCUGCCACUUUGAAAGAAAGUGGAACAUUUCUGAACUCUUUAUUUUUAGAAUAUCAACCGUUUUAGGUGGCGCAUUUGUAGCCAUGAGGUUGGAGGCGCUAUUUUAUUUUGUAUAGACACGUGUUCUCCUCAGUGUAGGGUUUUCCUGACAUUUUUGCUGUUAGCAAUAAAAUAACCAUGUGCACAUGUUUUGCUUAUAUUUAGGAAGCUAUUGUACAGCCCUAGGUCUUUGUAAGUAAAGUUUUCAAGUGAUACCCACUUCUCCGUUAAUUGAAUGUUGUAUGUACAUUUUCAACAGACCAGUGUCACACUCAGUUUUCCGUGUACCAAGUCUUAUUUUAGUGUAACAUAGAGCUCGUAAAGUGACGGGUCUUUCUUGUUCUUUUUUUUAUAUUAAUUUUUUUCCGUAAAGGUCAUACUUGGCUUGGAAGUUUUGGAAAGAUUAGUUGGAUUUACUGAAUCACCAUCAAACUCAAAAAUAGCCUGCAUUGUAGCAAAUUACCUCUCAUAGGCCAUGGCUUAAAUUAUACACAGGCCAGUGUCUCUGAAAUGAAAACCAGAGUUCAAGGUAUUUUCCCUGCAGGGCAUUCAGUGGUGUCGGUCUGUGAAAUGACCAUCACACAGCGUUUUUAUAUUUCCUCUUUGUUUUUCAGGUAAUUCUGGAAGUGUGAAAGUUAUGAGGGAACAUCUGGUUGCUUUUCUGUCACUUCUCAGCUUAGUGAUUUUGUGAGAUGCAUGAUAUUGGGCUGUGUACUUUUAUUUAACUUUAUGAUACAAACCAGGAAGUACUCUGAUGGCAGCAUGUAAAAAGUUUGAAAAAUGUGCGCAAAAUGAAAUCUGCACAAGAUUACAUACGUCGACGUUAGUGGGCGGGUAUUAGGCUACGUGAGGUUUCUGUUUUUUUGUUUGAUAUAUUUUCUCAUUUUAUUUAAAAAAAAUCUACUUUAUUUGAUCCUUUCCAGUACUACACAUCUUGGACUGCAUCCUCUUGGACUCACAACACACUUCACCUUCACACCUGUUGUACUUGGUUGAUAAAGCUUGAUUGAACUAAUAAAAAUAACUGAGAAUCUGAA